AUGGACCACGAACAGAGCAAGAGCCGAUUCCUCCAAGAAUUACCAACUUUACUACGCAAUCAAGCUCAUAAAUAUUUGGACGAUGAUGAACUUCUAAAUAUAAUAAAAGAUCAUAUGUUUGUCAUCACUGUUACCUUUGGCAAUGGCUCUGGUGUAUCCAUUGAGAAAAAAGCGCUCAAAAUUACAGAUGCACUUAAUAUUGUUAUCAAAUAUGUUAACAGCGAUAGGAUGACGACUAAUUGCUCGAUUGGAAAUAUAUUUUAUAUACCGAUCUUGGCUGAAACAAUUCAAGGUCCUCUAGAAGAAAUGUUUAAAUUUUUGACGUAUCGAUUUCAACCGCUACCACUUCGCCUUCUUCGAGAUGAGAAGGCGUGGAAGGUUAGCGAAUUUGUUGCUUCUUCUGAAUAUCAUCUGGCGAAAUAA
Messenger RNA from Funneliformis mosseae, 423 nucleotides. The record is from the annotation of a GenBank genome assembly. NCBI's taxonomy places the organism in Eukaryota, Fungi, Glomeromycota, Glomeromycetes, Glomerales, Glomeraceae.